Nicotiana attenuata is the source of this 691-nucleotide messenger RNA. RefSeq names its product glutaredoxin-C13-like. Lineage: Eukaryota; Viridiplantae; Streptophyta; Magnoliopsida; Solanales; Solanaceae. The transcript has a single exon. Bases 91 to 393 code for a protein of 100 amino acids. The record is from RefSeq and is a predicted model, not a curated record. Gene Ontology annotation, cellular component: nucleus; cytoplasm.
UGUGCUUGUUUUAGCUUAAGAAACACCCCCUAAAGUACUUUUCAUUACUUGUUCAUUAUAUUCAAGGUAGAGCUAGGGAAGAAGGAAUUCAUGGACAAAGUACAGAAAUUGGCAUCAGAAAAUGGAGUAAUGAUAUUCAGCAAGAGUACGUGCUGUUUGUGCUACGCGGUGAGUAUUCUAUUCAGAGAGCUAGGGGUGAAUGCGUACGUGCAUGAACUGGAUCAUGACUCAGAUGGAAAGGAAAUGGACAAAUCCCUUAUUAAAAUGGGCUGCAAUCCUUCAGUACCUGCAGUUUUCAUAGGAGGGAAAUUGAUUGGUUCAACUAAUGAAAUCAUGUCUCUCCACCUUAAAGGCUCUCUCAUUCAACUCCUCAAUCCAUAUAUGCCUGUUUGAAAGUUAAUGAAAGAUUAAGGUUUGGGGCUACCAAUAUCAGUUAAUUAGGAUUUAAGAGAAGAACAAAAAAUGAAUAAACUUGGGUCGAUCGAAGGGACACUAGUCGUGGAGAUCAAGGUCUUGCAUCCAGGGAGAAUGUUGUAAUGUUAUUUGAUCAGUAUUAGUCAGUGGUUACCUAGCAUAAACUAUAUAUGCAGCUUAAUUAGUUAUUUGUCUACGCACAGUUAAAAUGGUAUCGUUGCCUAGUGCAAAGAAUGUAAUUUUAACCUAUUUCCUCAAUGAUAAAGUUGCUUUAUUA